Apis cerana (Asiatic honeybee) is the source of this 2896-nucleotide messenger RNA. It is a transcript of the gene Six4, whose product is annotated as homeobox protein six4. The record is from RefSeq and is a predicted model, not a curated record. NCBI's taxonomy places the organism in Eukaryota, Metazoa, Arthropoda, Insecta, Hymenoptera, Apidae. Gene Ontology annotation, biological process: regulation of transcription by RNA polymerase II. Gene Ontology annotation, cellular component: transcription regulator complex; nucleus. Gene Ontology annotation, molecular function: DNA-binding transcription factor activity, RNA polymerase II-specific; RNA polymerase II cis-regulatory region sequence-specific DNA binding.
UUGCGCUCCACUCCUCGGCGUACGAGCGCGUUACGAAAAACGAAAAAGAAGCUUGAGCGGAAGAUGAUGAGGGAGAGAGAAAGAGAGAGGGCACCCGCCGACAACCUCCUCCACCAACUGCAUCGGCACCGACAUCGGCGCGGAGUGAUCGGCAGUGCCAUUGGCACCACUACAAUCGUCGUUCGCGUUACCACAGUAGCAGCAGAACCGUGUUACCGCGCUCGACACGCGAUCGACGCGAUACUUUUUUACGAUAAAUCAUUUCGCCCCGAAAAGAUUCGCGUACUGGUUGGAUUCUGUGAGAAGUGUGUUUCGAGAGGUGAUAACGGUGUAUAGAAUUGUUGUAUCCGUAUGUGAUAAAUGUCGCGGGGCUGGAAGGGAGCCGUUUCCAGACUCGAUGGAACUACGUUGCAGCGGAGAGAUUGAUGUGCAUCGGCGGUAAGGAUUUAUGAAUGAAGAUACCGAAUGGCGGGGACGUGAAUGAAACACGGUCGAUCGAAUAAGCGUCGAUCGUUCGAGCAACGGAUGCUUAUUUUUCCGUCAAGUUACAUCAAACCGAAGGCGAAGCGCUCGGACGUCGCAACGGAGAAAUGAGCCUCGUGUGACCGGCGAGAAGCUGAAAAAUAAUCGACAACGAGAAUGCCCGAUAGUUCGGAUCAACUGUCGUCGCCGAACAGCGAAUGCAACAGCCAGAUAGGUGUUAUGCACCGAAACACGUCCACCGGACAAUUUGACGAUUCGUCGAUGCCCGGACUCGCGUUGACGCAUCAGACGCAUUCGCAAAAUCUAACGUCCGCCUCGAACGGUGGUGGUAGUCUUCAGUAUCCUCAAGAGUUGACCACUUGUAGUUCCGCGAAUACGUCCACCAAUAUAGGAAACAUCGGUGGACUUUCUCUGGGAAUUACGGCCAGUAACUAUACACCGGACCAGAUAUCUUGUAUGUGCAAGGCGUUAUCGCAGAGGCAGGAUAUUGAGAAGCUCACGAGGCUCCUAUGGUCGUUGCCGCCUGGCGAGUUGUUCCGCCGCGACGAGAACGUGCUGAUAGCAAGAGCCACGGUGGCUUUUCAUCGGGGCGCUUACCACGAGCUCUACUCGAUCUUGGAGAGCCAUCCGUUCUCUUCGGAUCGGCACCCGGAACUGCAGCAGAUGUGGUACAAGUCGCAUUAUCGCGAGGCGGAAAAGAUCCGCGGACGUCCACUUGGCCCGGUUGACAAAUAUCGGCUGAGGAAGAAGUAUCCAUUGCCAAAGACGAUCUGGGACGGCGAGGAGGUGGUGUACUGCUUCAAGGAACGUUCGAGAAACGCGUUGAAACAAUGCUACAUGAGGACCAAGUAUCCGCUCUCCGAAGAGAAGAAGAAUUUGGCGAAGGAGACCGGCCUGACCUUGACCCAGGUGGCUAACUGGUUCAAAAAUCGACGGCAGAGGGAUCGCACGCCGCAAACGAGAACAGACAUGCUACCGUUAAACUGCCAGAAUAAUGCGAGCAACGUGAUCACCGGCUCGGUUACCAACGGAGAGAGCAUUCAAUCUUUGCAGAGCAUCGAUUCCAACGGCACGAAUCUCGCAAUGUCACCGCUCUCGACGAUGAGCAUGUCACCGGUUGCCGUGAAUCCGUGCAGCCCGAUGGGUAUGAGUCCGAUGGCUUCUCGUCAUCCAAGAUACGCGACACCCGUAGCCCCAUCCUCCGUGCACACCACGCAUCCCCACAGCGGCAGUCUUAGCCCUAUGAACGAUGUUAAAGCUUUGUGCUACGGGCGCGGGGUUUGCGAGACCGGUAAAGACACGGAUCAAACUUCCGUCUAUUAUUCCACUCAUUCGAGCAUGCAUCAUCAGUAUUACCAACAAACGCAUCAUCAGAUGAUGUCCACUGCUCAUCAUUAUCAACAUCAUCAACAGAGUAUGCCUACCGGAUAUGAAAUUGCGCUUCCGCCUCCUCAACACUCGACGUGACCAACCGAUUACGAGACCGAUGCGGUUCAUCCAGUUCAAACGGAAGAUGUAUUUUCGCGUGUUCAUGCGUUUGCUUGACUUGCAGUAUUCGACCGGUGUUGCGUCUCCGAUCUAAACAAUUUAUCUUAUCAUUAUCGAUUCAUUGUGUUUUUCACGCAACGUUCCUUUCUGAUUUUUUUCCAUGUAUAUGUAUAUAUAUUUUAUAUAUAUAUAUAUAUAUACACACACACGUUACUUGUUCGCUUUUGCGAAAUCGCAAAAAAAGAGAUUAAACGUUUGCGCGACGACAACCAUCGAUCGUACGUUUUCUAGCCAAUGGAGGAACAAGAUUGUUCAUAAAAGAUCUGGGAGGAGCCUAUCCUUGAAGGAGAGAACUGGUUUAACACGCGUACUCUUUGCAAAGGUGUUCGCAAUGGAGUCGUCAGCUGCUCUCUCUUUCUUCUAUAAGCUACUAAGAAACGAUCGCAUAAAGAAAUGAAUGUCACAAAUUGAUAUCUUAUGAACCAUUAUUUUUUUUUUUUCGCAUAGAUUUUGUUCGAAUGAAAUUUUUUUUCUAUUCUUGAACGAAAACGAUCAGCUUGCAAUAGAAUUUGCAAUACUCAAUUAUCUUUUCUUUUUUUCUAAUUCAUUCGAAAACAAUUGAUUGAUGGAUUUAUUCUUUCACUUAGCCUUUUCGAAUGUUUGGAUAUGAAAAAUAAAUUAUUUCUUCGUAUUCGUUUCAAGUAUGCGCGUAGUUGUGGAUGAACGUAUGUAUGUAAGUAUGCAUGUAUGUAUAUAUGUAUGUACGUAUGUAUGUAUGUAUGUAUGUAUGUAUGUAUGUAUGUAUAUAUGUAUAUAUAUAUGUAGAGGUUUAUAUAUAUAUAUAUGUAUAUAUGUAUAUACAUACAUAUAAGUAUCAUAAUGUUAAAUUUCUGGUGUAAAAUAUAUUUUUGACUGUAGAAUUGAA